Molecule: messenger RNA, 1173 nt
Organism: Ipomoea triloba (trilobed morning glory)
Lineage: Eukaryota; Viridiplantae; Streptophyta; Magnoliopsida; Solanales; Convolvulaceae
Product: fasciclin-like arabinogalactan protein 7
Exons: 2
Coding region: 164-958 (264 amino acids)
Source: RefSeq, a predicted model, not a curated record
CUUUCAAGUGUCAACUCCAGCACUGAAUUAAUAAAUUCUAAUCACUCUCCUGUCUACCCUUUUACUAUAUAAAUACUCUCCUCUUCUUGGCUUCAGCUUCCAUCUCCAAAUCAAACUUCUCUCUCUCUCUUCUCUGCUACAUACUCUCCUUGGGUCUCUCCAGAUGGAUUGUGCCAGGGCUGUCGUGAUGCUGGUUAGUCUGCUGAUAUGUUAUUCUUCAGUCGGGGUCGUUGUUAAUGCACAGGGCAUUGCCAAACCACCGAGCCUACCUCCAGCGCCUGCACCCGCCCCCGAACAUGUGAACCUCACGGACUUACUCACGGUUGCUGGCCCAUUCCACACCUUCCUUAACUACCUCGAAUCGACCAAAGUCAUAGAAACUUUCCAAAACCAAGCCAACGAUACAGAGGAAGGAAUCACGCUCUUUGUGCCCAAAGACCAAGCGUUCUCGAAGCUGAAGAAGGUCUCGCUCUCCAACCUCACUGCUGGCCAGCUCAAGUCGCUCUGCCUUUUCCACGCGCUGCCACAUUACUACACCCUCGCAGACUUCAGAAACCUCAGCCAAUUCAGCCCUAUAAAUACCUUUGCUGGUGGACAACUUUACGGUUUGAACUUCACAGACGUCUCCGGGACUGUGCACCUAAACUCCGGGUGGACUAGUACCAAAAUCAGCAGUGCAGUGCGGGCAACUUUCCCUGUUGCUGUUUAUCAGGUAGACGGGGUUCUCCUUCCCGAAGCCAUCUUUGGGACCGACAUUCCCCCGACCCCUGCACCUGCACCAGCACCAGAUAUCGCCCCCGUUGCAGAUGCCCCGGCUGGGGACAAAGGCGCCAGUGGCGACUCGUCUGCAUCUCCAGCUUCAUCACCUCCAUCCUCUUCUCACAAGAUAACAAGCUUGGGUCUUCUCAACCAUUUGGUGUUGGCCAUUGUGGGUGGAUCUGCCCUUCUCUUCUUAUAAGCUUCUUGCAGUAAGUUAUCUGCUGCUAUUGUGGAGUUCACAUUGGUUCAAUUGUCUCCCACCUUUUUGUCAUAUACUUUUGGUUCUCUCCUAUUCAUUACAAUUGUUGUACACAAAUGGCUUAUUAGUAUUUCUAUUAGCAGAUGAUUGUAUUUCAUAAUUGAAACAUCCAGGGCCACUCUAACCUAAGUUGACUUUUGACGUGGUAAUCACAA